Messenger RNA from Brassica rapa (field mustard), 2377 nucleotides. Its product is annotated as protein ABIL4. Lineage: Eukaryota; Viridiplantae; Streptophyta; Magnoliopsida; Brassicales; Brassicaceae. The record is from RefSeq and is a predicted model, not a curated record.
GCUUCUAUGGGGCUAUUUUAAAGCCCAUAAGUUUUAGUAUUCCUUAGAUUCAUUUGUCAGGCCUACUCAAUAGAGAAAAAAAGGCAAAGAGUAAUUAUUAUAUUCAAAUUAUAUUCACAUCGACUCUGGGAGAAAGAGAUGGAUCCACAACUAACGGAGGUCUAGCAGCAGUUCGAGAGGUGUUCAAGGCGGCCAGGCGGGGAUGGAUUUCGAUACCCUACCUACCUACCUACCUACCUGCACUAAUCUCUUGUCUCACCUCCUCAAGGAAACCAAAGAAACUACACCGUGAAAGGAGAUACCAUGCAAUCCAAGAUUAUUUAUCCUUCCAUAUCCUCCCUUUUGGGAUAGUUUCAUAAACUUUUCAUUAUCCCCCCACCUCGCGCCCCAACAAAAGAAGUGAAUCCCAUUCAUUGGAUUUUUAGCUAAUGGUUACUGUCUCUCGUGACCUGCAAUUCAAUAAUUUUUGGGUGUUUUUUGUCGUCUGGUUAUAAUGCAAACUUCGAUAUCACUUCACAUGCUCGAUCUUUUAGCCCCUAUAUCAUAAAGGCAACACACACCCAUUAAAUGGAGUCCGUGAUUGGAUUUUGAUUCCUAUAUCUAUGUAUGUAGUGUGUGUCCCUCCAACUUUUGUAUUCACACUUAUGUAUUCUCUACUUUCUGUAUUAUUUUCGGUAUUCAUUCAAUUUAUUUUUAUAUCAAGAAAGGGACAAUAGAUUGAAAAAUUGUUGAGAAGUUGUUUUCUCCUUUAAUAAACAAAAUGUUAAAAUAAUUAUUCUCUACUUUCUGCUCUCCAUUAUUUUCCAACUAACACUUUCCUUCAUUUUUUUCCUGACUUAUGUAUUUUUCUAUAAUGUCUCCCAUCAUUAACGCUUUAAAUAAUUGUUAUUAGUUGAUAAAAGAUUAAAAAGUAGUAUUAUCAUGUGGCCUAAAUGCAUUUAUCCGGCUCGUUAUGUUGGAUUUGUCGGCGCUUUGGACUUUUUUUCUAACUCGUCCGCGCGUAACCAGUUAUAAAUUUGUUUAUACUGGUCUUUGGAAAGAAAUUAAAAUUUGAUUCUCCCUGAAAUAAUUAGCAAUUAAAUAGGAAAAUAAUUAAACUUGAGAAGAAGGUAUGGAAUGUGUUAGUCUUGCAGUGGCUCCACUUGGAUCUCUCUCUCUUACUUACUUACUCCAUUAUCUUCCUCCUCUCAUUAAAAUCGGAACACAAAUGGAGACCUCUACGUCUUUAGCCAUCGUUCUUCAUCAGUCUUCCAAUCAUGACGAACUCUUCAUGCAGCAGACUCUUCAAUUCUCACAAACUCUCAAGGAUUUAAGGAACUUGCGGAAACAGUUAUACUCAGCUGCUGAGUACUUCGAAACAUCUUAUGGAAAAGAAGAACACAAAGAAACGGUGAUAGAGACGUUGAAAGAGUAUGCAGCCAAGGCAGUAGUGAACACAGUGGAUCAUCUUGGUUCUGUCUCUGAUAAAUUCAAUUCUUUUCUCUCUGAUGACUCAGCCCAUUUCUCCACUACUCAUCUUCGUUUAUCUUCUCUCGAACAAAGGAUGAAACUAUGCAGAGAGUACAUGGGGAAGAGUGGGACUUCUCAGCAUUGCUUUCUCAUUCAAUCUCCUCCUCACCAUCAUAAGCGUUACUUUUUCCCUCAACAUGGAAGAGGUGAACGUGGAAGAGGCACAAGUUUCUCUGCAGGAGAUGACUCGCAUAGGUUCAAAAAUGCUGUUCGAUCAACAAUACUAGAAAACCACCCAAUUACUACUACAAGAAAAGCUUAUAAGACAGGAAGCUUCUCCUUCUUACACAACAACAACAUCAGCAACAACAGAACGCCAAACAGUAAAAGAGGAAACUCUCCAAUGAGAUUUCCUCUCUUACGUUCAGGAUCUCAACUGAAACACUCAAGCUCUCCAGGCCAGCCAAGAAUACUGGCGUUGUUACCGGAACCAGAAAGAGCAAUAUCUUUGUCGACAAGUAGAGAGAUAGUGGAGAUAAAGCAAAAAUCUUCAUUGAGAAAGGGGAAGAAGAGUCUGAUGCUUAAGGCACUGAUGAGUAUGAGCAGCAAGUCCAGAAACUAAAUCCAUCGCUUUGUAUUUUACAUUUUAUAAUGUUCAUUCUUAAAAUUGUACAAAAACAUGUGAAUUAAGGAGAGAGCAAUAAUGGUUAUCCUUAGUCUUCUUUAGAUGCUUUGGUUCAAAAUGGUGUGGUUAGAUUUUCAUAGAAACGUACAGAAGUUUCUUCACUAGUUAAGUUUCUUCACUAGUUAAGUUUCUUCACUUCAUUGUACACUCUCUAGCUAGCUUUGCCUUUAGACUAGAUGGAGUCGAUCAGUUACUUGUAGUUGAUUGUGACCUUCGAAUAAAUAAAAUUUAUUUCAUAUAAUU